This is a messenger RNA of Amblyraja radiata (thorny skate), 2498 nucleotides long. Its product is annotated as sodium channel subunit beta-2. Bases 318 to 980 code for a protein of 220 amino acids. NCBI's taxonomy places the organism in Eukaryota, Metazoa, Chordata, Chondrichthyes, Rajiformes, Rajidae. The transcript is spliced from 5 exons. Gene Ontology annotation, cellular component: plasma membrane. The record is from RefSeq and is a predicted model, not a curated record.
UGAAAUGGUGGAUUUCCUAGUCCCCCCCCGCUCAUAAAUCCAAAUAUAGAGAUGAAAUCUGUUUGAGAAUGAACAAUUGUAGCUGCCGGUGACAGCGUGGCCGUUAAUGACAGCGAGCCCGGCAUCACAUUGACCGCUCAGUAACAGAGAACCGUUCUCACCUCCUCCACAGCCCAGAAUAAACCCCUUCCCCUCCCUGCAAACACACACCCAGCCAUAUUGAACAGUCGGCAUUAAAACAGCCCAGCGCCGAGAGUUCCGUCCCCCCGCCUCGCCUUGCCUCCAUCAUCACUGUCUCCAUCUUUGGGAAAUUCAGGAUGAAAGUUACAGCCAGACCUGUUCUCCCACUGUUCCGUUUUGCCCUGGUCGGGCUUGUGUUGCUGUCCGGCGGCUGGGUCCACCUUGGCUCAGGAAUGGACGUGACGGUCCCUCCGCACCUCAUCAAGCUGAAUGGGACAUCAGUCAAGUUGACCUGCACCUUCAACUCAUGCUAUGAAGUCAACAACAAACACUUCUCCUUAAACUGGACCUACCAGGAAUGUGAGAACUGCACAGAAGAACUUUUUGUGCAGUUCCGUAACAGGGUGAUCUUCUCCAGGACGGAACCUUUCUGGGGUCGGGUGGAGUGGUCGGGAAAUCUGGUCAAGAACGAUGUCUCCAUCACCAUUCACAACAUCCAGAGCAGCGACGACGGCUUUUACAAGUGUUACGUCUUAAACCCACCCGACCGGCACAAAGGACUGGGAAUCAUUCAGCUGAGUGUGGUGACAGAAGUGGAUCCUGAACACCACUCCAUCGUGGCCGUCAUCAUCGGCGCAACUGUCGGUGGAUUACUCGCUGUCCUCAUCCUCUCCUUGGUCGUUGUGAAGUGCGUGAGGAGGAAAAAGAAACUGGAUAAUCAGUCCGAAGAACAUAAAACUGAAGAGGAAGGAAAGACCGAUGGGGAGGGCAAUGAGGAAGGAAAGGAGAAGCGGCACUAGGGCCAGUGAGAGAUGGCUGCCUUGGCCGGCCGGCCCCUGGUGACAACUGUUCUCAUCAUGCUUCCUGGGACAAGACUGGAUUUCCUCUACGCUCUACACGUGCUGCUACACAUUAACACGAGCUCGCCUACUGCCGUGCCCUCCGUGAACCCAUUGAUUCAUUAUGCAUGCCAUCCACCUCCAAACUGUAUGCAGGUGCCAUCACCAAAACUGGCAGCGUCCAGCGGGGCACCAUAAAUAACGCGCUUAAUGUCCAGUGCCAUGUGAGUUUGGUGAAUUAUAACCACGGGUAUUGUUAUAAAUGUGCAUGUUUUUAAAUUGGGUGUCAAUGGGAAGGUGGCACAUUGGUAAAACAUAAUGUCCACCUAGGCUGGUUGCCCGUUGAGGGGAAUGGUAAUGGAAUCUUUUCUCUAAAUUCAUUUUUUUGGGGAGUUAAGUAUUGCCAGCAAAGCCCCCAGUCAAUCCCCUGCUCCCAUUGUGGCUGAGAUGUAGCUGGUGAGCGGUUUCCAUCAGCUGCUGUGGCAGGGUGGACCUACACAUUGUCCAGUAGGUGUCCCAGCAGAUCAGGUGUACUGCCGUUUCUACAUUCCCCACCCGAUCCUGCCACCGAGCAGACAUGGAACCCAGCUUCACCACCAGUCACAAUCUCCCACUAGCUGCCUCGGUUAACGUUGGCCCAAAGUGGCUGAAGGUGUACUUCAUGUAAAACAGAGUAAUAACACCUCAAGAUAUCCAUUGUAAUGGCUCUAAACUCUUGCUUGGGUGUUCCUGAAUCCUGAAAUUAUUCAUGGGACGCAUUUGUCCAAAUAAGCCAAGAUUGGGCAAAUUCUCAGAAAUAGCUUUGACUGGAUCCUUGUGAGAUAUCUUUACAUGCCCCCCCCCCCCCCCCCCCCACCCCUGGAAAGAGGCAGCGACAAGCCCACCAGUCAGUGGCAGGGAACAUUCCAGAAACAUAGGUUUUGUACAACACAAGAUGGCCUACUUUUUAUCCAGUGUGGUUAGAAAUCGAGCUUGCUACAGACUGGAAAAGGAUUUAUUUUCAUAUCUAAAAGUAAAACUUUGUAACUAUGAGCGCAAUCUGAAGUCCCAUACUGCCAACUAACGGGAUAAGCAUGAUAUCCUAAUCACUGGGGCUGACGUGAGGCUUGCUGGUUGGGUUCCCAACUUUCUCGUUGUGUCCCGGAAUGUGGGACCUGAGGGUGGCCAUACUGACCACAGCCUCCACUCACCCAGAUCACCGGAGAUGGUGGGCACCCAUGUGGCCAGUGGAUUGCAGGGAGAGGUUCUGCCAACCAUGGCCUGGGCCACAGCUAUAGCAGCAGCCUCAGCCUCAGGUACAACGGCAGUCAGCAUUACAUUGGGCGGCACCGCUAAUGGAGCUGCUGCCUCUUAUCUCCAGUGAUCUGGGUUCAAUUGUGAUCUCUUCGGGUGCUGUUUGUAUGGAGUUGGCACGCUCUCCCUGUGGCCACAUGGUUUCCUCUCGGGGCUCCAGUCUCCGUCCAUAACCCAGAGGUUAAC